AUGGAUAGCCGCGUUAGAGCUUCUCAUAUUCUUUUAAAGCACACAGGAUCCAGAAAUCCUAAUGACUCUUACAGAAAACGCCCUGUUACUCGUUCUUUUGAAGAAGCAAAAGCUGGAAUUGAGCGGGUUCAAAAGCGUCUGGCAGCUGGAGAAAGGUUUGAUGCAAUUGCAAGAGAACUCAGUGAGUGUGGAAGUGCAGCAAACGGAGGAGAUCUUGGAUUUUUCACUAGAGGACAAAUGCAAAAACCAUUUGAGGAUGCCGCUUUCGAAUUGCAGCCUGGCCAGAUGUCUGGGCCAGUGGUUUCUGAUUCUGGGAUUCAUAUCAUUUUAAGAACAGGUAAAGUUUAAGUUUAAUAAACUACUCUUCAAGUCCCUAAUUGAUUCGACUUGGACCAACAGCUCUUAUUAAUAGUAAAUGAGACACGUCUACCUCCAGCCCGAUAGCUCAGCAAAUUAUCCAAAACAUCAAAUAGGUUUUGAGAAAUUUCUGGAAGUCAUUUUAGCCAAAAAAGCAUUAGGUCUGUUUUUGAAAAAAAUAUUAAAGUUGAAUAAAAUAAAUUUUUAAUAUGAAAUUGUAACCAGCUUGUAAUAAUUUUUAUUUAAUAGAUAUAAAUAAAUGGUAUGAAGUCAGACUUGCCAAAUGCUAAGGUGUCUAAAAAGUGAAAUAUAGUUGGAGAUAAGAAAUUUGUAUAAGUCGAGAUCUUAGGAUACUGGUAAGUGGCGCUAAAAUUGACAGAAAUUUUGGUAAACCCUUCUAAGCCUUCAAUAUAAAACAAUGCAAGUCGAUCAACUAAAAUAUGAUGAGUUGGAGUGGUCUAAAUAAAAGUACUAUUUCCUAAUAUCUUCAGACAAUGUAAAAAUAUAUAUAUAAAUUUCAGUGUCGUGAUUAUGAAAUCAUUUGUAGUAUAGAGAUUAAAACCGCAGCAUGGUAGGUUAUGAGAAAUAUUAGGAAGCCGAAAUAGGCAUUGCCAAUUCAAAAAAAUUAAAUUAAUAUUUAGAGAUAUUUAAAAUUUGUAUCAAUGAGUCUGUUCUUUCUGAAAUAAAUUUUAGAUUGAGAAGUCAAUAAAAAUGCAUAUAGUAAUACUCCAGAUCCUUUUUAGUCUUUUGCUUCAAGCCUGCUCUAACUUGUGAUUCGUUGUUUGCCUUAGAAUUCCAAAAUCUUGGCUAUGAAAAGCAAUUGAAUGGCUAUAUCCUAAUGUUGGGAAUUGCCUAUAAGUUACUCAGCCAUCUUUAGAUACUUCUAUAGCUUUAGCUUGAUUAUUUUGAAAUUGCAUUUAGAAUAUAUAGUACACCCCCCCUCGUUUGUCGCAUUUUCUAGUUUUUUUUUAAGGGAAAAAAAAAAAAUUUACAGGACCUCGUUUGUCGCAUUUUCUAGUGCAAAUACAUUUGUCGCAAUUUCUAGUUUUUUUAAUUUUUUUUUGAUGUCGCAAAUCUUAGUUUUUUUUAAAAAAUAGUUUCUGAUUAAUUUAAUUGAGUAAUUAUAGAGGAGUUUACCUUACAUUUGCCUGCAGAGGGUUAGCAGGCCCGAGUCCUUCCCAGUCCUUCCCACUUUACUCUCCCCUUUUUAGAGAAUAGAUUAAAUUAGCUUAUUAACUCCAUUCUCCUUGCGCUUCAAUGACCUGCCUUGCUCUUUCAUUUUUCACCUUAAGAAUGGAAUUUUGCACUUCCUCAAAAGAAAUUUCGUCCCAUGACUCCUGAAUGGCAGCAAUUAGUCUGGCUUUGCUGUCAGGCCUUCUUUUCUCCACUUUCCUCUUCAAAUUGGCCCAGAUCUGGGCUCUUCGGCGAUUGAGUCUUCACAUCAAUCCGUUUUCUCUCUGCAAUAUUCCAUAGUCUGCCUGGCAGUAUGGGCUGUUGCCCCAUCCUGAACGAAGGUGUAGUCUCCAUCUAAAGGCUCAAUAUAGCCCUGGAGAAUGUCUCUGAUAUAGACCUGGGCAUUGAUUGCAUACUUCUCCUUCUUUAUGAAGAGCAUUUUGCCAAAAACGAUAGAAAUUCCUCCCCAGAUCAUAAUUGAGGUUUUUCAAUUGAUAGGCUCUUCAAUCGUUGCGUUUAUCCCUUCUUUGCACAAAUUAGAGUUACGAAAGAGAUGCACAUAGCACUCAUCACUGAAGAUCCAUGAAGCGAUAUCUGAGUCAAUCAAAGACCUAGCCCAGGACAUUCUCUGCUCUUUAUGAGCUUCAGUUAGCUGUAGAACAACCCUCUUCUUCCUAUAGAUAUAUCCCCUCUUCUUCAGCUCUCUUUUCCUAGCUGUUCUUCGCUGAUGUCAACUGUCUUUCUUUUGAAUUGGGCCCUCAAGCUUGCCUUUUCUCACAUUCCUUAAUGACCUCAGCAAAGUCUUCAUCACUUCAAUGCUUUAGGGGAGAUCUGGAUAGUGCCUCUUCUCUUCCAGCCGCUUCGUCAGAUUCACUCUCAGUAUUCUCUGCAGCAAUUCGCUCAAUAGUCCGUUUAGAAGUCCCCAAGAUUGUCGCAAGUUCUUCGUUUUUAAAGAAACCUACGUCAAUGAUCCUCUUGACUAUGCUCUCUCCAUCAUUCCAUUUUCUUAGGAGGAGGCGAUAGUCCAUGGUCCACAAGCUUCCGCCUGAGCUCUAAAGUGUGCUCUUCAGGAUUGAACUUGUUGGUGUAGUGCCUGAUCGUCGUCAGGCUCAUGUCCUUGCCACAAGCAGCAAGACGCUCUUGGAUCUGCUUUGCAUUGAGCCUCUCUCCAUAGGCCAUGCUUUGAAUCAUUGCCGGGAUUUUUAUCGGCUGGUCCUCAAUUUCGCGCAACUCCAUUAAUUAAUAUGGAAGACUAGAAAUUAAGCUAUCAAAUAAGGAAAUAGGCAUGAAGAUAGGGGAAUAAGAAUGGUGAAUGGCAAGUGGUGAGGCUUAAGCAAUGGGAGCAGGUAAUGGGAAGCAAGCUGUGGGGAUUGAGGAAUGGGAGCAAGGAUUUUGAAGGAAGAAAUGAUGAAAUUUCACUAACUGAUCCCUUGACGAAUUUUAAUUUUUUAGGAUUUUAUAGAGAGAAAAAAAAACUAGAAAAUGCGACAAGCGAGGUCCUGAACCGAUUUUUUUUUGGCUUAAAAAAAAAACUAGAAAAUGCGACAAAUGAGGUCCUGAAAAUUUUUUUUUCUCUUAUAAACAAAAACUAGAAAAUGCGACAAAUGGCAAAAAACUAGAAAAUGCGACAAACGAGGGGGGGGUACUAUAUAUUGAUAAAUUUUCCUCGGUCCUGUCAUCACCUGCAUAGCCCCUAUAUCUCUAUCAUAAAAUUCUAUCUUAGCCCUAACUGCCAUUUAAAUUGUGAAGAGCAGGUUAA
Blepharisma stoltei is the source of this 3289-nucleotide messenger RNA. Lineage: Eukaryota; Ciliophora; Heterotrichea; Heterotrichida; Blepharismidae. The record is from the annotation of a GenBank genome assembly.